Messenger RNA from Alosa alosa (allis shad), 3911 nucleotides. RefSeq names its product UDP-GlcNAc:betaGal beta-1,3-N-acetylglucosaminyltransferase 2b (gene b3gnt2b). The record is from RefSeq and is a predicted model, not a curated record. Lineage: Eukaryota; Metazoa; Chordata; Actinopteri; Clupeiformes; Clupeidae. Gene Ontology annotation, cellular component: membrane. The coding region runs from base 398 to 1621 and encodes 407 amino acids. Gene Ontology annotation, molecular function: hexosyltransferase activity. The transcript has 3 exons.
CCCAUGGAGCAGAAGCCAGUCAGUAAAGUAAUGACCCAGGAAAUACGUGUGUUUCUUUCUUUCCCGAAACGUUCAGUGAGUCUUAGCUUAGCAUUACCAAAGAAUACUUUCUGCCGUCAGGAGUUGGCCCUGGACGCAGCAGCUGGCAACGUAUUGGAUGUUUCUGUGAUUUCGCUGGAGGUUGCUGCUGCCCCAGCUUCAGAGACUCACCUGUUCAUACGAGCACACAGGUAACUUUUUCGGCCCCCCAGCCCGGCAGCAUCCGAUUCCUGUCUCACACAGAGCCUCAGGAUGGGGUAAAGACUCGAGCAAAGCACUUCACUGAUCUAAAGGAGGAAGAGGAGGAGCAGAACACCUGAACAUUACUGGUGGCCAGGUGAAGAGGCGAACAGGAGCGAUGCAGCGGCGGAAGGUGAAAGUGAUGGGGACCAUCAUGAUGGUGAACAUCUUCCUCUUCAUCGUGCUGGAGGUGUCGCGCAGCGGCGGCCAGGGAAAGGGCGCCGACAGCAAGGUGCACGUGCCCUCCAAGCGCUUCUGGGCCCGACUGGCACCCAGCAACGGCUUCUGGAACCGUGAGCAGCAGAAGCUGGACCUCCUACACAACCCGGUGGUAACCAACAGCAGUGGCGGCAUCGGCGUGACCUCUGAUGGAACGCUACCAUUUGACCAGCUUCCGGACUGGCUCAACGAUACGCUGGGCCAGCAGUCGUGCGAGCCGGACCCGCGUGUGGCCAGCCAGCUGAAGGACUACGCCCAGCUGCCGCAGCGCUUUAAGGACUUCCUGACGUACAUGCGCUGCCGCUCCUACCCCAUGGUAGUGGACCAGCCACACAUAUGCCAGGACGGGCCCUACCUGCUGCUGGCCGUCAAGUCCCUGGCACCGCACUUCGACCGGCGGCAGGCCAUCCGCGAGUCGUGGGGCCGCGCGGGCCUGCUGGCCAACCGCACGGUGGCCACUGUCUUCCUGCUGGGCAACGCCACGGCAGUGGACCACUUCCCCGACCUGUCAUCCAUGUUGCGCUACGAGAGCGAGCAGCACCGGGACAUCCUCCAGUGGGACUACCGCGACACCUUUUUCAACCUCACAGUCAAAGAGGUGCUCUUCCAGCGCUGGCUGGACACCAGCUGCCCCAGCGUGCGCUUUGUCUUCAAGGGCGACGACGAUGUCUUCGUCAACACACCGCGUAUCCUGGACUUUCUCAAUGGCCUACCGCCGGACAAGGCCCGCGACCUGUUCAUGGGAGAUGUCAUCACCAACGCCGGGCCGCACCGCGACAAGCGCGUCAAGUACUUCAUCCCGGAGAGCAUGUUCGUGGGCCUGUACCCGCCGUAUGCCGGUGGCGGAGGCUACUUGUACUCAGGGGACCUGGCGCGCAGGAUAUACGCGGCCUGCCAGCGGGUGGCGCUCUUCCCCAUUGACGACGUCUACACGGGCAUGUGCCUGCGCAAACUGGGCCUGGCGCCUGAAAAGCACAAGGGCUUCAGGACCUUUGACAUUGAGGAAAAGCUCAGGGGGAACGCGUGCGUCUACAAAGCACUGAUGCUGGUGCACCCCAGGACCCCGCAGGAUAUGAUCAAGAUUUGGGGCUGGCUGAACGACCCCAAGUUGACUUGUCAUUGAUCUAGGUUUGAACGGUUGCCUUAUUUUUUGAUUUUUUUUUUUUUUUGUAUCCUUUUUUGUUUUUGUUUCUGCUGUAUCAACGCCUGUGGCAUUCUAAUGACCUCAGGGUUGUAAAGGGGCACACUUCGGCAGCUUUGCUACACAAAUAUAAGUUAUUGCGCUAUUGACAACAUGACUAUAAUAUUACGAACCUCCACAGUGAUUUUGAAGGUGUCCGUUCUCAAAAGGGGCUUUGUAGGGCCCAAGUAUUAUGAUUAGAAGGGACCCCCUCUUAUCCAAACCCCCUCACCAUCCUCUGGUAUGUAUUCCGCUCUUCCUCCAAGGUGGUGAUGGCCUGUACAGUUAGAGCUCAGCUGGUCUGAGCGUCCUAUGGCGUCUUGACCGAUGUUUGAUGAAUCAGCUAGCCUCAUUGUGCAAUCACUAGUGUGAGCGUAUGUGUGACCAAAGUAAUGUAGGAAAGGAUGGCACUGAAACACAUUUGAAAGUGAAUUUCCAUCCUCUCUCUAGAUUUGUACAAGUGUUGCUUCUUGUCUACUGCCUUUUCCAUCGAGCCUCUUGUGUUCCAGGUCCACACAAAUAUUCACCCAUGGUGACUGUAUUUGGUCAGAUGUUUAUUUAUUUUUUCUUCUAGCCCUGCUUUUUUUUUUUUUGCCAAAACACUGGUGGAGCACCAAAGACAGAGGACUAGGGGAAUCCAUGGGGUUGAAAGCAUGUGGAGAGUGGAGGAACUAUGAGUGAGAUCUAGAGCAGGCAGGCAGUGCUAACCUUCAGAGGCCAGCCAAUGACGAGCCUUGCACAGGCUGUCAUGUCUCAGAGCUGUUAACCGUGUGAGUCUGGCUCCUGGACUGCGGCCUGGUGUUUGUCAUUUGAGCAGGGCGGAACUUGCUUGAGCUCACAGUGUGGCCCACCCAUUCCUGCUCAGCACACACAGAGGCAGUAUAGCCCAAUGUUAUCACAGUGACACCUGCUGGACAGGUAGUGGAAGUUUCCUGCAGUGAAAAUAAAGUACACUGGAUUCAUUAGGUCAUAGCCUCACCAACAUCAAUGGACAUUGUUGGACAUCUCACAAUGCCUGAGAAUGACUGCCUUUGUUAAAAAAAAAAAAGUCAGUGGCAGUUAUUCAUUUUUCAAAAUUAGUAACUUAUUUUUUUCCCAGUUACUGAGGGAGUGUUGUUCAGUGUUAAUGUGUAGACUUGCAAAUUAAUGUCAAAAACUCAUCUGUUACACUGACUGCUGUUUGGGUGCUGAAAAGUCCAGAGAAUGUUUACAUGUGUAAAUAAACAAUUGAAAAUGUCAAAAAAAAGAAAACAAAGAAAAUGUAUUUAUAAACUCAGUAUAUUUUGUCCAGUUCUGGUUCUAUGUUUAUUAUGAUUGAUACAAACACAGGGCUGGAUUAGAGACAGGUAUUUGGUAUUGUCUGUUUAUUUGUUUGUUUGUUUUUAAAAAUAUGCUGUAUAAAUGCACAGGGCUGUCUAGCCUAGACAUUUUUUUUGUAUGCUGUAAAAAUGCACAUGACAAUGCUGUCACCUAAGUGCAGGGGAUGUGUCAUCCAAACUCAUAUGCACAUUAAUAUAUCUAGCCUAACUUGUGUACCUGCGUCAACACCAAAAACUGUCUGUUUAUCGUACCAAAACAUGGACCAAGAAAAUCCUAAAAAAAGUGGUGAUAUAUGUUGAUUAUUGCUUUAAUGUUAUUUGGGGCGUUAAGGUCACUUUUGUGUGUGUGUGUGGUCAAAGGAAUCUUUUUGUAGUUUGUGUUUUUUGUUCAGUGGAAUGCUGUCGGUGUUGUGCCUUUCAAAGAAGCCCAAAGGGUAAAUGCUGUAAAUGGUCAACUACAGUGGGUCGGGGUUGGCUUUCAGUCGUGUCUGUUUUUGACCUUCAAGUGCAAUUUACACCCACCUUGCCUUGGAAAUAUUUAGCCUGGUCCUAAUUCAUAUCACAAGAUUUUAUUCCCUUUGUCCUAGUCUUUAUAAGUAAAUAUUUCUGAACUAAAAUCUGCUACUUAUCUGUUAGUCCAUUUUAACAGAUCGAUUUCCCCAGAUCCGUCUGUGUCUGGUCAAGGGGUGGUUUUUCUGUGCUACUGUGACUACUCAGCCAAAAUGUGCCGGUCAUAAGUGAUUUAUGACCGACGGCAGUCUUGGUCAUAAGUGUUGGUUUGGUUAAUCAUGAAGUCCUAUGCUUCUGCUUCUUUUUCCAUGUAGGAGUCUGUCAUCCAAAGUAAUGUAAUGCCUGUGAAGUUAAAUUUGUGUCCUGUUUUCUUUCAAUAAAGUAUACUUGGCUGUUUUUGUAAA